Messenger RNA from Sphaerulina musiva SO2202, 5094 nucleotides. Its product is annotated as SNF2_N-domain-containing protein. Bases 105 to 4934 code for a protein of 1609 amino acids. The record is from RefSeq and is a predicted model, not a curated record. NCBI's taxonomy places the organism in Eukaryota, Fungi, Ascomycota, Dothideomycetes, Mycosphaerellales, Mycosphaerellaceae. Gene Ontology annotation, cellular component: nucleus; chromatin. Gene Ontology annotation, biological process: chromatin remodeling; negative regulation of transcription by RNA polymerase II. The transcript has 4 exons. Gene Ontology annotation, molecular function: ATP-dependent chromatin remodeler activity; DNA binding; histone binding.
CGCAGCGCGACUCGGACGAUAGCGACGGGGACCUCACAGCAUGGGGUCUGUCGAACACCGCCGCGCCGGCAGCUCGUCCCACUGGGUCUGCGCCAGUCGUCCCAAUGAUGAUGGGAAGUACCCCGGUGGGUGCCCAAGCCAUACGCGACAGCUCGACGCCCGGUGACACUGUCGACAAUGGUGAUGGCGCCCGCAAACGCCAGAAAUCCAUGGCCUCCAAGUCGCCAGCCGCGCCUUCUUUCGGCUUCAAUGCGAUCAACGCUCCGCCGCAAAGAGCGUCUAGGGCCAGCUCGGCAUACAACGUGCAGUCGGACGCGUCUCCUGAAGCAGACACACUGUUCGUGGAAGAGGAGGAGCCUAGACGUAAGGGAAAAGGCCGGGCAGCUGCGACGUCACAGGAAAGCAGCACGAUGGAGUCGAAGCUGGUUGUGCAGGUCUCUAGGGCUGAGGCCGACGAGAUCAGCGACUACGAAGAUAUGAGAGCUGGCGCAGACCGUGUGCGGCACGUCUUGAGCGAGCACUCGUACGCUGAUGGAACUCUGCUGUACAAGGUGCAGUUCGCAGAUUUCCACGAUGAACAUGUGACUUUCAACGACUUACUGCACUACGAGAACGGAGAGGAAGCAAUCGCACAGUUCAACGACACUGAGCCGCCUGUCGAAGUGCCGCCACCGACUCGACGAGGUCCUCAGAACAGCAACAGAAUGUCUUCUCGCAGACCAAAUGCUGGUAAGAGGACGACUGCAGGCUUUGUGAGCACUGUGGACAAUGUCGAUGCCAGCGAGGAAGAGCUGUCUGAGGAGGAGACGGCAGCAUCAAGGCUGCUUCGUGGCCGGAAGCGCAAACAACAGGACAUGUCGCAGUACGUGGACCACGUCGAGCCCGAAGAUGAAGACGAAGAAGAGGACUCAGAAGAUGAAUUGCAACGACCGACUCGUGCUGGCCUCCGAAAUUCCCGGACAUCGACCAUAAUUGGCCGCAGUGUGCGGACACGUCGUCAACCCACUCGUCUCACCGAGGAUGAAGACGAAGAUUCGGACAGUGACAAUGUCCUUACGUCUGACUUGCCUGGACACCGGCGCCGCAAGCCUGGCCGACCCGGCCGGCCUGCUAAGAAAGCCAAGAUAGUCAAGGAGGGUGCCCGUCACAGCGAGAGGGCUACGAGGCAUACCGGUGGAAUGGAGGAGGUCGAAGUCGACGAUAUUUUCAGAUCAGAGUCGGAGGAGCCCAAGCAGCCCGCCAAGCCCAAGCCUGUGGGAGUCCGCGAGAUUUUCAAAGAGCUGCCGCGUAACAACGAGUUUCGGAUGCGCCAUGCGCAGCAUUGCGAAAGUUGCGGCGGAGAUCAUGUCCAAUCGAAGCUGAUUUACUGCCAGGGCUGCUCGUUGGCCUACCACAAAGGCUGUCUAGGCCACCGCACGAAUCGAGAACACUUGGUCACGAAGGUUGAAGAGGACGACUUCGUUCUCCAGUGUCGCCGUUGCGUUGGCUUUCCCCGCAAGAAGGAUCCUUCAGCACCGGAUCAUGGUAAGUGCCAAGAGUGCCACCAACACGGUGCGGCUUGCCGCCCGUUCAGAGCUCGAAAGUCGCCAGCACAAGAGCAGCGUGAUAGGGAGGACAAUGAUGGCGUGGAUCCGAUUUAUGAUGUUCCCCCGGAAAAGAUCAACAACGUGGACAACGUCAUGUUCAGAUGCUCGCACUGUUUUCGAGGGUUUCACUACGAGCAUCUACCUUCCCGUGCCGAUUACGACAUGGUCGAGUUGGAAGCCGACCCCGAACAGCGUUUCAGAGAGUAUAGUCGAGACUGGAAGUGCAAAGACUGCGCAGAUAUGCCUGCUAAAGUGUCUGGUCUCAUUGCCUGGAAGCCCGUAGACGAGGAUAUCUACGAUCCCGCGCACGGUUUUGAGGGUGUCGAGGAAGAAGACAAAGUCUAUCUGGUUCGUUGGGAUGGUAUGUCCUACUUCCGCGCCAAGUGGAUGCCAGGGCCAUGGGUCUGGGGUGUCACACCUCAUGUCACUCGCAAGGCUUUCAUCAAGCGCGAUGACUCUCAGCACCCCAAAAUGCGCACCGAGGAUGCCAUCCCAGAAGACUACCUCCGAGCCGAUAUUGUGCUUGACGUCAAGUUCACCAGCAUUGUGGACAUCAACACACAAGAAAUUGACAAGGCUCGUAUUCGCGAAGUGGACAAGGCUCUGAUCAAGUACAAAGGCCUGACCUAUGAAGACGCCGUCUGGGAGACGCCCCCAGGACCCGACGAUGGUGAACGUUGGUCGGACUUCGUCACUGCCUACAAUGACUGGGUUGCUGGCCGCUAUGUACGGCAGCCCAAGGUGGGCGCUCUGAAGACACGACUGGAGAAGAUUCGCAAGGACGACUUUCGCAAUCUCGAGAAAACCACGCAGCCUGAGACCCUGGAGGGCGGAAAACUCAUGGAAUAUCAACUCCAGGGUCUCAAUUGGUUGUACUACAAGUGGUUCACUCAAAAGAACGCCGUCCUAGCCGAUGAGAUGGGUCUUGGGAAGACAAUUCAGAUCAUUGGCUUCCUCGCGACGCUUGUGCAGGAGCAUCAUUGCUAUCCCUUCCUGGCUGUUGUGCCAAAUUCGACUUGUCCCAACUGGCGGAGGGAGAUCAAGCGUUGGGCGCCAAGUCUCCGCGUGGUUGCUUACUACGGAUCUCGAGAGAGCAGAGACUUGGCCUACAAACACGAGUUAUAUCCUGAUAACGCCAAAGACCUACGCUGCCAUGUGGUCAUUACGAGUUAUGAUGCUGCAGCGGACGAGAAUUGCCGCAAAUUCUUCAAGGGUGUUCCGUGGCAGGGCUUAAUCGUUGAUGAAGGCCAGCGCUUGAAGAAUGACAAGAAUCUGCUGUACAGCGCUCUCGCUGCACUGAAGUGCCCUUUCAAGAUUCUUCUCACGGGAACGCCAUUGCAGAAUAACCAGCGUGAGCUGUUCAACUUGCUCCACUUCCUUGACGACAGUUUUGACGCUGCCGCUCUUGACGAGGAAUUUGCCGAGCUGGAUCAUGAGAAGAUUGGCAAGCUCCACGACAUGAUUCGACCCUUUUUCCUGCGUCGCACCAAGGCUCAAGUGCUCACCUUCCUGCCACCCAUGGCUCAGAUCAUCAUUCCAGUCAGCAUGAGCAUCGUCCAGAAGAAGCUGUACCGAAGCAUUCUGGCUAAGAAUCCCGACCUCAUGAAAGCCAUUUUCAGCACCGAAGGCAAUGUCAAGCAAGGCGAGCGUGGAAGCUUGAGCAACAUUCUCAUGCAGCUGCGAAAGUGUCUAUGCCACCCAUUUGUGUACAACAAGAGUAUCGAGGACAGGCACGUGGAUAUGGCCGCCUCGCAUCGCAAUCUGGUCGAUGCUAGCUCUAAGCUCAAGCUUCUGGAGCUCCUACUGCCCCGAUUAAAAGAGCGUGGACAUCGAGUGCUCAUUUUCAGCCAAUUCCUGGAGAUGCUUGACUGUGUUGAGGACUUCAUGGACGGCAUGCAGCUGCGAUAUCAACGACUCGACGGACAAAUCAGCUCUUUGGUCAAGCAAAAGCGCAUCGACGAAUUCAACUCUCCAGACUCGCCACUAUUCGCCUUCUUGCUUUCAACGCGAGCAGGCGGUGUCGGUAUCAACUUGACCUCAGCCGACACAGUGAUCAUCCUCGAUCCUGACUUUAAUCCACACCAAGACAUCCAAGCCUUGUCCAGAGCUCAUCGCAUCGGCCAGCAGAAAAAGGUCCUUUGCUUCCAGUUGGUGACUCGUGCUAGCGCGGAGGAGCGAAUUAUGCAGAUCGGCCGCAAGAAACUCGCGUUAGAUCAUGUUCUCAUUCAAGAGAUGGACGUCGAUGAUGCCGAACAGACCGACCUGGUCUCCGUCCUUCGCCAUGGAGCUAGCGAACUUUUCGAAGACAGUGGCGAGCAAGAUAUCGUCUAUGAUCCUGUCAAUGUGGAGAGAUUGCUAGAUCGCUCCCAUAUGGAGGAUACGAAGGUGGGAGAGGAUAAGACUGCCGAAACUCAGUUCUCAUUCGCACGCGUCUGGGCCAACGGCGAAGCAACACUACAGGAUUCCGCCCUCGAAACAGAAGAAUCGGCACCGGAUCCUGGUGUAUGGGCGAACAUCCUGAAAGAGCGGGAGCGCAUCGCAGCGGAAGAAGCCGCGGCUAAGGCUGAGGCUUUUGGUCGUGGUCGUCGUGCUCGGGAGCGUGUCGACUAUGCUGGUGAAGGCGCGGAUGGUGAAGCUAUAGACCCCAGUCCGCUCAAACGUCGCAAGAAGAAAGAUUCGGGGGGCGACAGUGACACGGAUUUCCAGGCCGAGGAAAGUGGUGAGGACGAUAUCGAAGAUGAAGGUACGAUGAUGGAAAACGGUGAGCUGCUCGAUCUAGCGGCGCCACGUACUAAACCCCAAGCAGGAGACAAAUCAGAUUACCCAACAUUCAAACGCGUUAUCAUGCCGGCCCCGAUUGUGCCAAAUUCGAUCAAUUCGGCACCACCUGCGAACGGAGCUUCUUCAACCGCCAGCAACCCUUCGAUGGCGCUCAGCAGCACAGAAGCUACCCAAGCCGCACGCCAGACUGCGCCUGGAAUCAACUGUCGGGCUUGCACGACACAUCACCCAGUCGGCAGUUGUCCUCUGAAGAUUGCUGGCGUGGAGUUCUGCAAUCUGUGCGGCAUGGCUCACUAUGGCCAUGCACGCGUCUGUCCUCACAUUCAAUCAGAGACACAGGUGCGAGCCAUGCUCGAGGCUCUCAAAUAUUCCAACGAGCCGGAGCAUUUGGUCAAUGAAGCAAGACGGUACCUGCGUGGAUUGAAAGGCAGCCUCGUACAGCUCAAGAAGAAAAAGGAAGAACAGCUGCAAGCUCAGCGGGAGGCAGCCUUUGCUGCACAGCAGCAGCAGCGACACGCAUAUCCUGCAGCUGGAUACCGUGUCCACCCAGCCUUAGGUGAAUACUGAGCGAGCGUUGUAGCGGGAGCCAUUCACACUGAGGCGCGGCUUGGUGGUACUCCUUUCUCGUCUUGUGGUGAGAGAGACAUGUAUGCUUUUCAAUAAGUCCAAGUGCCUCGCUGCCGACUUAAGGUAAACUCAGCUGCAGCUUCAAAGCAUCCUUGGCCAC